Molecule: messenger RNA, 1887 nt
Organism: Arvicola amphibius (Eurasian water vole)
Lineage: Eukaryota; Metazoa; Chordata; Mammalia; Rodentia; Cricetidae
Product: pregnancy-specific glycoprotein 22-like
Exons: 7
Coding region: 1-1887 (628 amino acids)
Biological process (GO): regulation of DNA-templated transcription; T cell activation
Cellular component (GO): external side of plasma membrane
Source: RefSeq, a predicted model, not a curated record
AUGACACACUCAGACGCUCGAGUGAAUGGAAGCCAUGGUGCUCAUGCUGGUGAAGGAGGGUGGGCACAGCCUAUGUACACAGCAAAGCUGAGUGAUGACCACAUCCAUGUAAUAUUGGUGUUUUUUCUCAAUUCCCUUCUAGCCUCCCUUUUAACCUUCUGGCACCUGUCCACCACUGCCCAUGCGACCACUGUAUCAGUGCCACCCAUAGUGUCUGAAGGAGAUGAUGUCCUGUUCCUUGUCCACAAUCUGCCAGAGGGAAUUGAAUCCUUGGCCUGGUUCAAAGGGCUGGGAGAUGAGGCAGAAGAAAUUGCAGCAUAUGCACUGCACAGCGGUUUAAGUAAGCCAGGCCCUGUGCACAGCAGUAGACAGACAAUAUAUCACAACGGAUCCAUGCUGUUUGAGAAGGUCAACCUGAAGGACACAGAAUUCUAUACCCUACGAACCUAUAAUAGAAGUGGAAAAAUCGUAUCAACAGCAAACGUGUACCUCAAUGUGUAUGCUUAUCUUUGGAAGUGUGGGUGCCUUGCUCCCUCUGCCCAGACCACUGUUGAAUCACUGCCAUCCAGCGUUGCUGAAGGGGGAAGUGUUCUUCUACUUGUACGCAAUCCCCCGGAGAAUAUUUUAGAGUUUCUCUGGUAUAAAGGAGAGGUUGACUCCAAGAACCUUUUGGCUAUGCAACCUAUACCAGCCAGGAAACCAACUGUGUGGGGGCCUGCAUACAGCGGCAGAGAGACAUUGCACAGUGAUGGAUCCCUGCUGCUUCAUGAUGUCACUGAGAAAGACCAUGGAUUGUACACAUUCCGAAUUCUGAGAACAGAUAUGGGAAUUGAAGAAGCACAAGUGCAACUCCAGGUGGACAGUUCCCAUUCUCUGUUCUGUGACACUCUCACUUCUUCCCAACUCAAAAUCCAAGCGGAGCCUCGGUAUGUUUCUGAAGGUGAAGAUGUACUUCUCCAAGUUCAUAAUCUUCCAGAAGAUGUGCAAGCCUUUUCCUGGCACAAAUCAAAGGAUGGGAGCCCAAUUUUUAAACUCAACAGAGCCAUGCCUUCCAUCUCCUGGGACAUUGCUCAGAGAACAAAAGGGAUGGCAUUUGAAAAUGGAUCUCUGUUGCUCCAGGAUAUCACUGAAAAAGAUGCAGGAAUGUACACACUAGAAGUUUUAAACAAAGAUUUCAAAAUUGAAAAAGCAUACGUGAAAUUUUAUGUAAAGAAGCCUGUGACACAGCCCUUUGUGCAAAUUACUGACACCACAGUCACAGGAGGUACAUCUGUGAUCCUCACCUGCGUUUCACCCAACACUGAUGUCUCCAUCCGUUGGAUCUACAAUAAGAAGAAUCUGCAGCUCACAGAGAGGAUGACUCUGUCCCCAUCAAAGUGUGGACUCAGAAUAGAUCCUGUCAAGAGUGAGGAUGCUGGAGAGUAUCAGUCUUGCAGGCACCCUCCCGCUACUGCCCAGAUCAUUACUGAAUCAAUGCUGCUCAACAUUGUUGAAGGGGAAAGCACUCUCCUACUGGUGUGUGAUAUCCCAGAGAACCUUAGACACUUUUUCUGGUCAAAGGAAGAAUCUGAAUGGCUGGACCCCGAUCAGUGGAAUUUGUACAAGGAUGUGAUGUUGGAGAAUUUCAGCAACCUUGUGUUCCUGGGUCUUGCCUCCUCUAAGCCAUACCUGGUCACAUUUCUGGUGCAAGGACGAGGACCUUCAGAUAUGAAGAGACAAACAGCAGCUGCCAUGGAAACAGGAAACAGACACUAUACAGGACUUUCUAAACACAUGAGCACUCAUGUAGAAGAGAAACCCUACAUUUGUGAAGUAUGGGGAAAGCCAUGCAAUCAUUCGUCACCACCUUCUGAGCACAAGAUGAUUCAUACGAGAAAGAAACCAUAG